AUGGUUUCACCUUCCUCCCAGAGACUCUGGGUGGGGAUGCUGGUUUUGGUGGUGUUGGUGGUGUUGGAGCUAACUGGGGUUCAGCCGAAGUGCAUCUUUGAUGAGGUUCAGGACAAGGUGACAAUGGUCCAAGCUGCAGCCAAAGAGCCUGGACUACUUCAACCCACAGACCGUACAGGACAGAGGGCAUCACAUCUGAGGAAGAGCCUGAAGGAGAAAGCCCCGCCUACUGCUUCCUCCCCCCAGCCAAUCAGGAUCCGGACCUGGAUUGCAAAAGAGAGCAACAACCUAUCAGAGGCUGAGAAGAAGAGGACGGAAGCAGCGGUAGAGCAGGCUGUGAGGACGGUCUCCUCUUUACUGUCAGUGAACAGAGUUGUCGGUCCGUUGCUGCUCAGCAGAGAUGUUAACAAAUACUGCAAGUUUCUCUGGAGGAAUUCAAGUACUGCCAACUACAACAGGUGUGGUCGAGCCAACAGCAACUACAGAACUGAGACCUGUCUGGAUGUGACAAUCCCAAACGAUCAUCUUGCUGGAUGUGAUAUUUACAUUCAUGCUGAUUCACCUCACAGGACUGAGCUCCGUCCUGGAGGUGCAGGACUCGCUGACACGGACUUCCUGCUGUACCUUCACAUAAAGUCCACUGACAAGUGCAGAGCAAAGCCUAAUAUUUUGGCCUACGCUGCUCACUGCCAGACAGAUGCACUUGGACGACCUGUGGCCGGGGUGGUGGUCAUCUGCAGGGAAAGACUGAAAGGAGAAACGUUUAGUCACCAGGCAGCUGUACAGACUGUGAUCCAUGAGCUGUUUCAUGUGCUGGGUUUCUCUAAAGAGCUCUUCCACACCUGGCGAGACUGUUCCUCCAUGUCUCAAGCUGAGAGUGCCGACUGUUCUCCUCAAGGGAAAGUGACCUACUCUGACGGAUCCGGCCACAUGAGGAUUUACACCCCAUCUGUCAUCUCAGCCCUGCAGAAGCACCUGAACUCCACUGAUCCUGAGCUUGGGGGAUGGCUAGAGAACCUUGGUGUACUUCCUGGCAAAGUGUCCUCACACUGGGAGUCCAGGAUCUUUCAGGGCUCCAUCAUGGCAGCAGAGCUAGCGGACUCAUCUUCAGUCCGGAUCGACCCGGUAACCUUGGCUGCAUUACAGGACACGGGCUGGUACAAUGUAGACGUGAGCAGGGCACAGAGUCUGGUGUGGGGAAACGGUAAG
Labrus bergylta (ballan wrasse) is the source of this 1209-nucleotide messenger RNA. The record is from RefSeq and is a predicted model, not a curated record. Lineage: Eukaryota; Metazoa; Chordata; Actinopteri; Labriformes; Labridae.